Cuscuta epithymum is the source of this 3230-nucleotide messenger RNA. The record is from the annotation of a GenBank genome assembly. Lineage: Eukaryota; Viridiplantae; Streptophyta; Magnoliopsida; Solanales; Convolvulaceae.
CUUGGAUACCCUUUAGGUGUAACUUUAGGGGGAUUCGCCCCUUUUCCCUAGAAUAUAUGUGGGGAUAAUGUAUAAACUAAGUUGAUGAACAUCUUAGACACAUCAAUUGUAAAUCCCUAUUAUCCCCAUUCGAUGGGGAACAUUCUUUACCAUGAAUAGACACUUCCCAUUACCGGAUUACAUUUUGAGCAUUUUUUUUUUGUGAGUUUACGUUGACUAACUGUGAAGCUGCCCAGUUCUGGGUGGGGUUUCGCUUGCUCAUAUAUGAUUUGCUGCCCAAUAUAGGAAGGAGAUUGGUCAGCUCCUUUUGGCGGAGCCGGCCAAUUGCGCGCAGGAAUCAUUGACUAAGUCAAUCCACCAUAGAACUCGACCUCCACCACUUCUUCUAGUAUGUCUUAUCUACCUACCAUCUUCUUAUUUUUCUCGUGUUUUCAGAUAUACUCUGGCUGCUUUAAGCUGUUCAAUUUCACAAAAUGAACGUAAAGAACAUACGCAUCUGCGUAUUCGUAUCAUUAAAGCUUUCUAUAUUUAGCUUUGUCCUUCUGCUAGAAAAGUCUUUUGCUGUAGAUUUGCAGUUUGUAGCAUGCGAGCCAAAAAGAUGCCCACAUGGUCAAAGCAUAAGCUACCCCUUUUACCUUCAAGGCCAGCAGGAGCCCUAUUGUGGUGUCCCUGACUUCAAUAUCAGUUGUAAUGGCCAGGGGUAUCCAAUUCUCCUCUUAUCUGAAAAUGAGUAUGUUGUUCAAAACAUUUCGUACGAAAACAAUACCUUUCGUGUUUAUAAUGCUGCUGCUAAUCAAGGGUUCGGGGCAAGCUGUCAUCCCGAUAUUAGGAAUUGGACUACAACUGGAAAUGAAAUUUUUGCAGAGUUGAGCCUGAGUAAUCCUUCACGAGCAAUCAAUUUAUUCUCGAAUUGCAGUAGACCAUUGUUAGAGCCUCUUAAGAGGUACGAGCCGGUUGGCUGUGAUGAAGGAGGGAAAGGAAACACAUCGAGCUUGGUAAUGUUUCAUGAUAACAAGAACUUGAGCUCUGCUUUGGAGCACUGCACAGAGAAUGUGGUGGCACCAGUAGAGAGAUGGGAAGAUGAGAGAAGCAAUGAUGUGGUCAAAUAUGAUAAGUUAUUGAGAAGGGGAUUUGAGUUGCAGUGGAGAGUAAGCAGUUGCAGUGAAUGUAAAGGAAGUGGAGGGCGGUGUGGGUUUAAUUCUACCACUCAGAUGUUUAAGUGUUUCUGUCCCGAUAGACCUCAUUCCAGUACUUGCAAACCUCAAAUGGGAAAAAGUAAAACGAAGGUUAUUAUAAUUGCAGUUUUAGGAGCUGUUAUAUUGAUCCUCACUUUGAGUUUGGUGGUGUUCGUUCUUCGGAGUCAGAAGAAGGGUUGUUGUUGGGGUUCUUCCCAAUACUUUCCAGAUAACACUACCUCUGAUGAUCUCUCCUCGAAACAAGACCUUGAGCAUGAUAGUAAAUACUUUGGGAUUCAUGUCUUUUCUUACUCUGAGCUUGAAGAAGCUACAAACAGUUUUGAUUCUUCCAAAGAACUUGGAGAUGGAGGGUUUGGGACUGUUUAUUAUGGCAAACUUCGGGAUGGAAGGGAAGUCGCAGUGAAGCGUUUAUAUGAGCACAACAACAAGAGAAUGGAGCAGUUCAGAAAUGAGAUUGAGAUUCUGACCUGCCUUAGACACCCUAAUCUUGUAACCCUUUAUGGCUGCACAUCAAGACUCAGCCAUGAACUCCUCCUCGUUUAUGAAUACAUCCCUAAUGGAACAGUUGCUGAUCACCUCCACGGAGAAAGAGUAAAAGAUGGAUCACUCACCUGGCCCAUCCGCAUGAGUAUUGCGGUGGAAGCAGCUGGUGCACUGGCUUACCUCCACGCUUCUGGCAUAAUACACCGAGAUGUGAAGACUUCAAACAUUCUUCUCGAUGAAAACUUUUGUGUCAAAGUUGCUGAUUUUGGGCUUUCAAGACAUUGUCCCAACAAUGUUUCACAUGUCUCCACUGCACCUCAAGGAACACCUGGGUAUGUCGACCCCGAGUACCAUGAGUUUUACCAACUCACUGAUAAAAGUGAUGUUUACAGUUUCGGAGUUGUCCUUAUUGAGCUCAUAUCAUCGAUGCCUGCUGUGGAUAUAAGUCGGCAUAGGCAUGAGAUCAACUUGUCAAACUUAGCCAUGAACAGGAUAAUCCGGCAUGCGUUUAAUGAGUUGAUUGAUCCAUUUCUAAGGUUUGAGACAGAUGCUGAAAUUUUGAGGAUGACUACUUCUGUGGCCGAGCUUGCUUUUCGAUGUUUGCAACCUGAGAAGGAUAUGCGGCCUACCAUGGAUGAUAUUCUGGAAACAUUGAAGGAAAUCCAAGGUAUUGAGUUGAAAAAUAAGUUGGAACUAGAGACCAGUAAUAAUAAUAAUAAUAAUAAUAAUAAUAAUAAUAAUAAUAAUAAUAAUAAUAAUAAUAAUAAUACAUCAAGAAUUACAAAAGUCCCUUCUUCACAUGAACCGGAAGAUGUAGUCUUGCUGCAGAGGUUAAAAUUGCCAGUUUCCCCUAUUUCCGUGACUGCUAAUUGGAAUAGUAGCUCUACUAUAAAUAGUAACAGUGAGUGUUCUUUUUCGGAAAAUUGCCCUAAAUAGGACUAAAAACGUUUCUAUAUUCCAAAAUAGGAUUAUCAUGUUUUUAUUCUCUAAAUAAGAGUAAUUACCGCCAUGUUUUGGCAUUACCAGAUUUUAAACAUGGCAGUAUUUUUCAAGCUUGGCAGUAAUUACUCCUAUUUAGGGAAUAAAACAUGGCAAUCGUAUUUUGAAAUUCUCAAACAUCUGUACUCCUAUUUCUGAAAUUUUCCAUUCCUUUUCACCUGGCUUGUAUGAUCAAGCUGAUGGCACUUAUAUGCCGAUAAAUCACUCGCUCACUCACUUCAUACUUUAAAAAGUGGUCAGGUUGUUUUGUGCUUCAUUUGUAGUAUGUAUUGUUGCUUUAUACAGGUUAUGUAGAAUUGGAUUCAAGAACAAUUGUAUAGUGUUACAAAAUACAAAUGUAUAUGUAUAGGGAGGGCUAGUAAGAGGUCCUACCCUAAUAAAUCCCACAAGGUAAGUCAAUCAUACAAGACUGGACUAAAUACAAACAAUACAAUACAGGUUUAAGUGUUGUUUAUUGGUUGUAGAGUUAGAAGACAUGAAAUGUAGAGACAGGAGCAGCCCGUUUUAUCACUCCUAUUCUAAAUUCAGUAUGCAUGACUGCAGAAACAACAA